This is a messenger RNA of Batrachochytrium dendrobatidis JAM81, 1353 nucleotides long. RefSeq lists its product as uncharacterized. The transcript has 4 exons. Bases 1 to 1353 code for a protein of 450 amino acids. Lineage: Eukaryota; Fungi; Chytridiomycota; Chytridiomycetes; Rhizophydiales. The record is from RefSeq and is a predicted model, not a curated record.
AUGUAUAUACUCAUUGUCUAUUAUUUCCUGCCUCAUAUCCUGGUGGGUUCCAUACGCAUCACUGCUCAAAUCCGGAAUAUUACAGGCGGAUCUGAUGUAGUUCAAAAUAUGGGACGAGCGUUUACUCCUAAUAAUAUUAGCGAAUUUCAACUCACUGGUGGAUAUCAUUCUUGUUAUUAUGUGUCUAUGAACAUUUCUGGAGUACAGCUGUCAAUAUCAGUAGAUUCUGGCUCAACGGAUUUGGCAGUUGCAGGAGUAGGUCUUAAUAAUUACAGCUCAUCUACUGGAGGUGUGACUUUUGUAAUGCCAAAUAAUGCGCCAUCGGUUAGCGGAUUUUAUGCUGACGGAUCCUGGUGGAAAGGCUUUGGACUCCAAUCAACUGUAUCUUUAAGCAAUUCACACAUUACAGCUAGCAACGCUCCAUUCUCUGUUAUUACAUCUCAGAGCACCAAUCCCAUUUUUGUAAAAGGUACAGGAAAUCCCAAUCAGAACGGAUUGUUGGGAGUUGCCUAUCAUCCACUUAGUCAGCUUUCUUUCUCCCCUCCAACUGUAAUGGAUGCCUGGUAUGCUCAAGGAUCAAUCAAAAAUAACGAGAUAGCAUUUCACGCAUGUCCUUAUAGUCAAAUGGCGGAUGCCUACAUUGAUUUUGGCAACGACUCUCCAUCGUACGACUGCAAUCCUUCUGGACUACCUAUUGCAUGGGCAUUGUGUCCUUCAAAGUCAUACUUUACCAUGGAUGUCCGAAAUAUAUCCGUGAGUAACCAGCAAGUUAUAUUACCAUCAAACUUCCAAACCACCGACCCGAGCUUAAUUGGAGGCAAAUACAAGGCUUGGUCAUUUAUUGAUUCGUGCUCUUCUUUGAUCCAUGUACCAGCUGUUGUCAAUGCCGCUUUGAAAAAUGCAAUUAUUUCUAGCGGUGCCUUGUCAAAUCAACUAAGUUCAACCGUUGUCAAUAACCUUUUGUCUGGAACAUACGCGUAUUCGAUCACUCCAUACAUCAACUGGACUGCAUUACCCACUCUUUCGUUUGAUAUUGUAUCAGAUCAGACUGAUGGUACACUUAGUAAAGUUUUUACUGUGACUUUGAGUGGACAGCAGUACCUUCAAUGUGACCAAAAUGCAUAUUGUACAUAUCUUGUUGGUACGGGAAGUGAUGCCUAUGCAACAUUAGGCAUUCCGGUUUUUUCCAACUUGCACAUCACACUCGAUAGAACAAAUGGGCGUGUUGGGUUUGCUCCAGGAUGUGGCUGCAGCACUUUAGCCAACUCCUACCCAAGUGUAUAUUUUAGUAAUACAACCAUUGUACGAACAUGGGACCCUAAUUCACAUAUGACUUUUAAUGUGCAAAACUAA